This is a messenger RNA of Porites lobata, 11072 nucleotides long. NCBI's taxonomy places the organism in Eukaryota, Metazoa, Cnidaria, Anthozoa, Scleractinia, Poritidae. The record is from the annotation of a GenBank genome assembly.
AACAGUCUGUUGUGUUGAUGUAAUGUCGCGAGCCCUGUCUCGAGUAAACUGGAUAUUCAGGAUGUAAAACGGACGAAAGCUUUUGGUAAGUUUGAUUGGUUUUGUCACCCACGAUUUCUGUAGCCAAACUUGAAUCAAAUGCAGUACAGUAGUGUACAGUAUCAGCAGUAAGCUAUGCAGUUAUGCAGUUCUUUAAUGGCCGCCUGUCUUAAUACAGCUUGCUUGUGUGUGUGCAGAAGACAGUUAUGGAAGGUUGCAAUGUUACUUGAGAGGAAGUAUAUUUUUCAUUCCAUAAUUUUUUACACUUUUACUUCGGUAAUGAUGAAUAAGGAAAUGGACAUUCAACGGUAUUUAGGUGAGUGCAAAACCACUCUUUAUUUGAAUCAGUUGUUUGUUGACAGAGGAUGUUUGUUUUGGCUAGCAACUUGAUGAAUUGGUGUUAUUGUGGUAAUAAUUGCCGUGACCAGCUAUCCAAAACGCCAAAAUUUUCCCAGUUACAAAAUUCUCAAAUCUGAUUGGCUAUAAACUAUUCUGAUUUCAGCAUCAAUAGGACAGUGUAUAUAGGACAGUAUGCAUCCAGGUGGGGUACUCUGGAUUUCAAGUGAGAGGGAUGAUUGAAUAAUGGGCUAAGAAAUCCCUGUGCUUUCCAGCAAAACCCCAAAAAAUCUUUGGACCUGAAAUUAAUCCUGUUACUCCUCAAAAUGUAAUACUAAUGCAGAAGGUAAUAAUAUUGAUGCAAAAUGUAAUAACCUUUCAACUUAAAAUGUAAUAAUUUUCAAAUGCAUAAUGUAAUAAUGUAAAAUGUAAUAAUUUCUGAAUGAUAUGCAUGGUGUUUUAAAAUCAAAUUAUUAUUAUAAUUAUAACUACAACAAAAUUUUCAAAUCUGGUUGGCUAUCAACUGCCCUGAUUUCAGCCUUAAUAGGACAGUUUAAUUGGACAGUACGUGCCAUCAUGCGCGCGCUUAAAUGGCUUUUUUUUUUCACUGCCAGCAAAAAAAUCUUGGAAUUUCUUGUGUUUUGAUUUUAAAAAGAGCCUUAUGCGUCACAAAUUUUGUUAAAGUUAUGAUGAAUUGGUAACAGAACUUUGUGUCAUCCAAUUCGGUCUGUAAUUAUUCUCGUGAUUAAACAAAUUAGACUCGACCCGCUACGUGGUCGUUCGAUUUUGUUAAUCACUCGAAUGAUUACAGACCGAAUUGGACUCCCCUCUGCCCUGUUACCAUUACUUAUUGUUUAUUAUUAUUAUUAUUGUUGUUGGGGUUGUUGAUAUUCAUAUUAAUAAUGAAAUGACAGAUGAAGUAAGGAGUUGCAAUUAUCUCUAAUGAACCGAAUAGUACAUAAUUCUUUCCGCUUUUGAAUAAAAUACAGGUCUCAAUACAGAAGCAUAAUUAUGUAGAUACUUCUAUUCAAUUAUUGCACAUUUUCUGUUAGAAGCUACAAAAGGCAGAAUGAUGAAAUGGGUGAUUUUUCCAGCUGAUAAACAAUCACUAUCAAUAGUUCAUUACUUUAUUGUAAAAAAUAUUUCUAAUUUAUAAAGAGCAUUCCUCUGACUUCUAGUGUGAGUAUUUUCCUGACUAUCAAACCAAUAAAUCAUACUAUACUAAGUAAUAGUUGACACUACAGCUACCACCGCUCUGUAUAUUGUUGGUCAAUAGUAUUCUUGGUCGUUGUGUAGCUUUUUGAAAUAUAGCGAUUCAAGAUUUUCACACAUAUUCCAUACAAUAGGUGAGAUAAAAACAGGAAAUGCACUGAUUCAGUUCGAUUUACACAGCUUUGAUCAAAACAUUAUUUCUCAGUUUUGAGAAUAGCUUAUUCUAAACCAUAAGAAAAGAUUUAAUUAGCAGUUGGAAUUUUUUGCUAUUUCUCUUUCAAUUUUUACAUACAGUUCAUUUUAUUUGCCAGAAAGUAAGCCUUAGUGAUUCAAAGGUUUGAUCAAUUCAUGCUCGUGCAUUCUAGCCUUUUUUAAAAUUUUAUAGAAGGACAUCUGUGAGCAGGGAAUCCACAUAGUCCUAUUACCAUUGAUUACUGAUCAUAACUAUACCAAAAUUCUCAAAUCUGAUUGGCUACCAACUGCCCUGAUUUCAGUAUAAAAUAGAACAGUGUAAAUAGGACCAUUUGCAUCACGCUUAGUAAUGGUAACAGGACUGAAUGGAGUCCAAUUCGGUCUGUAAUCAUACGAGUGAUUAACAAAAUCGGACCAACGCGUAGCGGGAGUCCGAUUUGUUUAAUCACAAGUAUGAUUACAGACCGAAUUGGAUGAUACGAAGUUCGGUCACAAAUAGGACAAUUGCAUGAUGACGUCAUUUUACUACAACUACCAGAAUCCUUGAGUUUGUUGUUUUCUUGUGCAAAUUAAGGCUAUUGUUCUUUAAUCCUGAGCGGGAUUGACAAAUUUAAAUAACAAAGCAAAACCAAAAUGAAUUCUGGUAGUUGAGGUCAAAUAUUGUCAUUGUGCAAUUGUCCUAUUAAUCAUAACUUUAACAAAAUUUGUGAUGUCAUGGGCUAUUUUUUAAAUCAAAACACAGGAAAUUCGAAAUUUUGUUUUGCUAACAGUGAAAAAAAAGCUAUUUAAGUGCGCGCAUGAUGGCACGUACUGUCUAAUUUCUUAGGCAUGACGCGUACUGUCCUAUUAAACUGUUCAAUUAAGGCUGAAAUCAGGGCAGUUGAUAGCCAAUGAGAUUUGACAAUUUUGUUAUAGUUAUGAUUAAAUAAUAAAUUGGACAGUGCUUGACAUUGUACGCACACUUGAAUGGUUUUGUUUGUUCAGUGCUAGCAAAAACUUCUUGAAUAUCUGGUGUUUUAAUUAAAGGCUGAAAAUAUGACAACAGUCGUUAUAGUUAUGUUUAAUUAGUAUCUCCAAUUCCAUCUGUUAUUCUCAUGUCAUUAAACAAAUCGUACCCAGGGAGGUAGGGAGAUCUGCAUGUUUCUUCACAUCACACAAAAUUCAGAUUCAAUAAAUUGUUUAAUUACUAUUAUUUCAAGCCAGCAUUUCUACAUCUGUAAGUUCUUAAAUGUCACAUCCCUUAUCCCCUUGUUAAGACUUCCUUUAAAAUGUUUUUCAUGGCACUGAGUUUCGGAAUGUGAAAGGAUCAUGUCAUUUUUGUUGCAGCUGAUAUUAACUCCUCAAAAAGCAGAUGACAGUCAUUGCAUAACAUUUUUAACACAUUUUUGUAUUGAAUAUGUUCUUUUUUGUCUGUAUUUGGGCUGUUUUGGUCUCACAUACUUGGAGCCCAGAACUCUUGAAUUGACAUUUUCGUGAGAUCUUCACUCAUGACAAGACAGCUAAGUUGCCACAUUGCUGUCUUGCUUGAUAUCAAUGAUUGCAUAUUCCCCACGUCUUUCAACUGUUUCAAAGCUGGUUAUGAAGAAUUAGCCAGGGGUUCAAAGCCGAUGACAAGCACGGAAAUUAUAUAGUUUGAUUAAAUAAAAUUACUGAAGAUGUUAAAAUUGAUAUACAGUAAAAAUCUGUAACUAAGAUUUUCCCAAGUUAGCCUAAACAGGUUCUUAAAUUAAUGGUAAUUAGCACAAAUUUAGGCUGUUUAGGUUGUUAAAUUGGUUCUUGUUGUCUGAAGAAAAAAAAAGUAUGGUAGCUAUAUAGUAAGUAUGGAUGGGUAAUGGAAGCUAUUUAGUAAGUAUGGAUGGGUAAUGGAAGCUAUUUAGUGAGUAUUUAGUGGUAUUCAGCUCAUUCCUUAUAUAUAAUCUGCAUACCAAAUUGGCAUUUAUGUAAAAAUGAUCAUGAGAAGAAGGACUGAAACACUCAUGAUCACAUGAAUUUCGAAGUCCCUUUGCCUAAGUCAACAGGAAAUUUGAACCUGUUUCAAGUUUUAGGGUUAACAGGUUCUUGUAUGGAGGAGACCCAGCUGACCGUGCCAAAUUUUAGGUUAUAAACAGGUUCUUAAAAACCAGAUUUUUAGUUGUGGGUUUUUACUGUAUUUUGCACUUUUUUGUUGGCUGACUGCAAACAGCAAUUUUUUUGUUUUUGUCUUUGUUUUCUAUUUUAGUUCUCAUGGCUGGUUUACGUAUUGACCACAUAUCGCAGCAAAAGCUCAAACAGGAUACACAAGAAUCAUCAUGUUCUUCAGUAGGCUGGUGAUCAGUGUGCUCAAGACUACUGUUCUUAAAAGAGAAAUGUUGCUUGAGUUUAUGUCAUGUGUAAGUGUUACUUUUAUACAAAAAACAUAUGAAAACGACAGUUUCUGUGAGAUUACACAAUGCAGGCAGUCCUUAUGCCAUGUUUGCUUACAAUGCAUUGAAGGGAAACACUGGGCAAAAAUGCAGUACUAUAGAAACUGCGUUUUAAAAAAAGACAUCAGGAAUAAACCUUCAAAGGCCCCCAUUUCAAAUCACAUUUAUUGCACACUGAUAUGUGACUUGCAGCUUUUCUCAACGAAACUUCAUUGUUUUUUUUAUCUCAUGGGUGGGACAUUUGAACACGAUGUUUGCUCCACGGGGCAAUUCUCGCAGUGUUGCGAAGAAAACAUGAGAAAUGUCCAAGAAAUGGCCAUGGGCAGGGGCGACGGGCAUGCUUAAAAUUGACUGAGCCAUAACUAGAAUUAGCAUUUACGGACAAAGUUUCUCAGCUUAACAAACGUUCUCAGCAAUAACUGGGCUCGUCUGCUGGAAAAGAAACAUGCUUCAAGGUGAUCUCAGUACACCAUGAGUACAGUGAGUGUACCAUUAAGUGGUUAUAAUAAACGUUUUAAUCUUCUAUUUAUAUUUUUAGAUAUUUGACAACUGCGAUAUUGAAAAUGGCAUCUACUUCACAGACUUGUUAUGGAUCUCGCAAAGUGAAAGUCACUAUUCUGGCUUCUGAAUGGGGAUCAAGCAAAGAGGAGCUUUCUACUGUGAACAGAGAGUUAUCCAUUCAGUUAGCCAAAUGUCCUGAAGUGGAAAUCACUGUCUUUUUACCACAAUGCAGCCAGAAGGACAAAAAGGAAGCUCUUAAAUACAAAGUAAAGAUUGUGGAGGCAACACCACGGUCUGGCUUCAAACAUCUGGAUUGGCUUUGCUUUCCACCAGAGGAUUUACAAAUUGACAUUGUCGUAGGUCACGGAGUUACACUUGGUAAACAAGCACAAUUCAUUAAAGACAUGAAGAAAUGCAAGUGGAUUCAGGUUGUGCACACAGACCCAGAAGAAUGUGGGAUGUUUAAAAACUAUUCCUAUCCAAUUUCAAAGGGCAAAGACAAGCACAAGACUGAAGUAGAACUGUGUGAAAUGGCGGAUCAUGUUGUCGGAAUUGGACCCAAGUUGAGCGAAGCCUUUCGCUCAUAUCUUCGUGGCUGUCAAAAAGAUGACUAUGUUCUUGACUUCACUCCUGGAGUAUUUGAAGAGUUUGAGACUGUGAAGCAGGUUCCUAGUGAAAGAAAACCACGCAAGGUCUUGGUGUUUGGACGUGGGGACGUGGAAGAUUUUGAAUUAAAAGGGUUUGACAUCGCUGGGAGAGCGAUUGCUGCAUUAAAAGAUACUUGUCUUGUGUUUGUUGGAGCUCCGGAGGGAAAACAUGAAGAAAUAGCUCAACGGUUAAAGAGAUGUGGUGUUCCUUUAAAUCGGUUGAGGGUGAGAGGAUUUGUUGAAGACCGAGAGAGUCUAAAGCGCUUGUUUCAGGAAGUAGAUCUUGUAGUCAUGACUUCAAGAACAGAAGGCUUUGGGUUGACAGGACUCGAGGCUCUUUCAGCUGGUCUCCCUGUGCUGGUAAGUCACAACUCGGGUUUUGGAGAGGCACUGUACAGUAUACCCUUUGGUCCGUCAUUUGUGGUUAACUCAGAGGAUCCCGCCGAUUGGACCUUGGCCAUUCAGAAAUUCUGGGACAAGGACAGGAAAAGUCGAGUUGAGGAAGUGAAAAUGUUGCGUGAUUUGUAUGGCAGGAAAUACAACUGGGCUGAGCAAAUAAAAGGGCUUGUUAACAAGAUGAUCAACUUGGCUCGUGGUAUGUAAAUUGCUGUUUCUCAAUACUAAUGUUUCAUAGCGCAGAAGGAAAAAUAAUUACUCAGUUUCUUGCUGUAAAAUCUUGAAAACAGAUUUCAUUUUAAUGUGGAUUACAGGAAACUGGGAUGUUUGUAUUUUCAGAAAAAAAUACUGAAAUAGUCUAUGGAGUGCGGUUACAACCAUUUUUUUUCACCUUUAUUUCAUACCUUCAUAAUCAGUGCAAAAGACUGUUUUCGUCCUUUUCAUUUCAGAUUCUAGGAAGGCAUUGAGCUUCUUAGGAAAGAAGCGCAAGGCGUCUCAGAUGACAGAAGAGACGACUGAGGACCAUGCAGGUAUCUUCAUAAUGGGCAAUUCCAGAAAAUAUCCAUACCCAACCACGGACGGCUUCCAUGUUUUAUCCCCCCCUUGCCUUCGGAAAUUCCAAAAUGCGUUACCCCUCCAUGCCCUCAGAAUUCCAUAAUCGUGAACCCCCCCUCCCCUUCAGAAUUUCCGUUUUUUUGAAGUACAUUUUCAACUUAGCAACGCCUAUAUGAACAAACGAACGUGAAUUUAUGCCUCCUCAAGGCUGUGAUCUAGCGGCGCCAGGCGACAAGCUUUCAGACUCUAACCUACCGCUAGUAGACAGGCUGUGCAAACUCCUUUUUAGGUCCGAAUUUGGCAAUAAAAAUAAACACCACUAACGGCAAUUUUACUCCUCUUUGUUUUCUUUUGCUGUUUUGACGUUUACAAAGCAAAAUAGCUCAAAUUCAGACUGUUAAAAUCUUUCGGUGGUCAAAUAUACCGUCGAGGCGUGUUGCGUCCUUUUAUACGUCAUGUAGUGUGCACGAAAAGUGUUCUAAUCUGACAGGCGUUCCUUGGAAGCCAGGGACUGGUGCGAGUUUUUUUUACAGUUCAUCGGAUCGGAUGGGAGUAACAAGAAACUUGCAAGCAGUAAGAUACAUACAAUUACAAUUCAAAUGUUCCUUUUUGAGUAACUCUCCUUGUUUAAUCCUCUAAUAGCUAUGAAUUUCAUUGAGGUUGUAAAUUUGUGUACUAAAGAAUGCAAGGGUGGCACCGCAGAAAUACGUUUUGUGACGUCACAGCACCUGGUCAGCGGUACUAUAAGAAUCUAUAUAACGGUACACUAUAGGAAUCAUAUAUAAUUCUCUAUAUAUUCUAUAUAUAAUAUAAUAUUAUAUAUUCAUAUAUAAUACUCUAUUUAAUUCUUUAUAUAAUUCUCUUUUCUUACCUUACAUCAAUUAUUGCAGUUUAAUAUGGGCAUCUACUUAUGCUUCUUAGCUUAAACCCCUUUAUGUACUUCAAAAGAAAGCUGUUCGUGUAAUUACUUUUUCUCCUCCGCGCACAUCCUCUAAGCCCCUUUUUUCUAAGCAUAAUAUUCUUUCACUGUACUCUAUCUAUAAAUUCCAUGUUGCUUGUUUUGUAUUCUCACAUUUUAAUAGCCUUUUACCUACUCCUGUUUCCUCGAUCCUUCAUUUUAAUUGUGAAUAUCACGAUUAUAUGACUCGUUCACGUUUUAAUCUGCAUAAAACCUGUCAUAAGUACCAAUUUGCUAUCACUUGGCAAGCUCCUAUUAUUUGGAAUGAUAUUCCGUUAACUGUGCACAAUAAUCUCACAGUAAGUGACUUUAAAAAAAACUUAAGACUGUAUUUUUCUGAGUAGUUAAUUAGCCUACGCAUAAUCUGUACACCUUAUGGGACUAUACUAGGUGUAUUUGUUUGUAGUUGAUUGUGUGGUUUAUAGGAAUUAUUAGUUGUUUGUGUGGUUUAUAGGAAUUAUUAGGAAUAAUAAUAGGUUUAUAGGAAUUAUUAGUUGUUUAAAUAUUUGAAAUUAGUUGCCAAGUAUUGUAUUUUAGUUGUAAGUUUUUCUAACUGACCUUUUCUUUCUUGAUCUAAUUGUAUUGUAAUUAUUUUAGUUAAAGCCUUCUUCUAUUCCUGUUAAUUCUUCACGUCUUUUUUUUUGCUGACCUCCGGCCAUUUAAGCCCCCGGCUUUGGCUGUUCUUGUGUAUUUUUUUUCUUCCAGGAAUUGAUUAUUAAACGUAAACGUAAAUAUGAAGUACCUACCAUUUUAAAAGGCGAUGACGCUGACCAGCAAAAUACUGUAUCGCGCCUUCAAAAACGUAUUUCUGCGGUGCCUGCAAGGGUUUAUCUAAUGAUCCAUCUGAUAUUUUGCAUAGAGAGUCUUUCUGUGCAACGUGGUUACUUUUGGUUCAAGAACAAAAAAUGUGAAUAGGCAUUGGUUUGUGACCUUUCACAACAGGGGUUUUCCCUUCCUCUUAGGCCCUGUUCCACUAGUCCCUACGAAGAAAAAUAGAGGUUGGCAUUUGCAAAAAAUUCGAAAAUGUUGUAAUCAACAAUUUUUUUGUUUUUGCAACCUUGUUCGCAUCUGAGACAAACAAAAUUUUUCGUAUAUGCAGAAACGUAUGGAAAUGGAUUGAAUUUACCUUUUCCUCAUCUGGUGUCCGGCAAUAGGGAAGAAAAUAGGGAAGAAAAUUUAUCAAUUUAAAAUCUUAAGCUAUAUAGAGAAACAAACCAAAACUACAAUAACCAAACGUGAAGGAAAAGAAAAAAAAAGAAGAGAAGAGAAACAAGUUCUGCUCGGAAUCGAACUCGGGACUUCCCGCACUCAUUAACUACCACUAUGCCACGUGAAACACAUUGCGAUAACAUUUUAAUGACCAACUACAAAAGCCUUUUUCCAAGAACUUCCGCCAGCGCGCCCUAUAUAAAGUUGCUCGAGCCCUAUUAAACACGAAUUCAGCGAUACUCUUCGGAAGAAUGACUGCUGUUUUGAUGUUGAAAACUUAACGUAAACGCAUUUCAUCUAAUUUAAAGAACAAAUGCCCAACUACGGUAUAAACUCGUUUGCGAGCAAAACGUGUUUUGCCCGGGUGUUUUGUUACCUCGAUUUUCGCGCAUAUCUUAAGGCUGGUUAUCCAAAAUCGCUUCCAUUUGCUAUUAAAAGUACUUUUGUAUUCGAAAUUCAUUGCAAAAAGCACUUACCGACUCCUAAACGACUGCAAAACAACCAAGCACUUUGAUCAUCGAUGGGAAACCGCUUUCAGUCAAAUGUUGCCUAAAAACUAAAAAGGUAGUCUGCUACACAGCCGCUUUUAGAGUCGUCACGCAACGCUUGUGGGAGGAGCGUUGCGUGACGACUCUAAAAGCGGCUGUGUAGCAGACUACUAAAAAGGCGCAGUGACGUCAAACUACUGUACGAAGUCAUGGCGGACACCAUCAGAUAUAUACAAGAAUAAGCGCUGCAAGUUUGCGGCUCGCUAGGAUCCACGCGUGGUCCACGUACUGCGCGAAUCGCGCAGGACGAGAUUAUAAACUUAUUCCGCUCGGAAUUAUUUUCACACAUCAAUUGAGCAUAGAAAUGUUUCAGUUUUAAUUUCUCAUUUUCCUAUUCCUCAUUCUCAAACCCUGCUGCCAUUUUAGAAAUAUCCUUUGUAAUUGUUUCUGGGUUUCAAAUUCAUUUUUGAGAUUUUUUUCUCCAGGGGAAAGUGUCUCGUCCAUUCUUAAUGAGACCGUUCCAGCUGAUUCAGAAGACUUUGAUUCUAAAGCUGAAUACAAAGAUAAGGAUGGUCAGGAGCUUCAUGCUGCUGCAAAAACUGGAUGCAUCGACAUCAUUACGUUAUUGCUGUCUCAAGGAUUUGACAUUGAUUCAAGGGACAGGAAUGGUGUCACUCCAUUGAUGCGGACAGCUCUUUAUGGCCAACAAGGUGCUUUUCAGAUGUUGCUACAAAACGGUGCUGAUCCAUCUUUGAAAGACAGCGGUGGGUUCAGUCUGCUCCACAAGGCUGCAACAGGUGAAAAUCCAUCCAUUAUCAACGAGCUGUUAUCACUUGGUCUUGACAUUGAUUCAAGGAGUAAUGGUGGCGUUACUCCACUGAUGACUGCAACGGGUUAUGACAAACAAAAUGCUUUUCAGAUCCUGGUACAAAAGGGUGCUGAUCCAUUUUUGAAAGACAGCGGUGGGUUCAGUCUGCUCCACAAGGCUGCAACAGGUGGAAAUCCAUCCAUUAUCAACGAGCUGUUAUCACUUGGUCUUGACAUUGAUUCAAGGAGUAAUGGUGGCGUUACUCCACUGAUGACUGCAACGUGUUAUGACAAACAAAAUGCUUUUCAGAUCCUGAUACAAAAGGGUGCUGAUCCAUCUUUGAAAGACAACAAAGGGUACAGUCCGCUUCACUCUGCUGCAGCAGGUGGAAAUUCAUCCAUUAUCAACGAGCUGUUAUCACUUGGUCUUGACAUUGAUUCAAGGAGUAAUGGUGGCGUUACUCCACUGAUGACUGCAACGGGUGAUGACAAACAAAAUGCUUUUCAAAUCCUGAUACAAAAGGGUGCUGAUCCAUCUUUGAAAGACAACAAAGGGUACAGUCCGCUUCACUCUGCUGCAGCAGGUGGAAAUUCAUCCAUUAUCAAAGAGCUGUUAUCACUUGGUCUUGACAUUGAUUCAAGGAGUAAUGGUGGCGUUACUCCACUGAUGAUUGCAGCUUUUUAUGGCAAACAGAAUGCUUUUCAUAUUCUGAUGCAAAAGGGUGCUGAUCCAUCUUUGAAAGACAGCAGUGGGUUCAGUCUGCUCCACAAGGCUGCAACAGGUGGAAAUCCAUCCAUUAUCAACGAGCUGUUAUCACUUGGUCUUGACAUUGAUUCAAGGAGUAAUGGUGGCGUUACUCCACUGAUGAUUGCAGCUUUUUAUGACAAACAAAAUGCUUUUCAUAUUCUGAUACAAAUGGGUGCUGAUCCAUCUUUGAAAGACAACGGUGGGUUCAGUCUGCUCCACAAGGCUGCAACAGGUGGAAAUCCAUCCAUUAUCAACGAGCUGUUAUCACUUGGUCUUGACAUUGAUUCAAGGAGUAAUGGUGUCGUUACUCCACUGAUGAUUGCAGCUUUUUAUGACAAACAAAAUGCUUUUCAGAUUCUGAUACAAAAGGGCGCUGAUCCAUCUUUGAAAGACAACAAUGGGCUCAGUCUGCUCCACUUUGCUGCAAAAGGUGGAAACACAUCCAUUAUCAACGAGCUGUUGUCCCUUGGUCUUGACGUCCAUUUAAAAGAUGUCUACGGUGUAACUCCUCUGACUAGCGCAAUAGAGAACAGUAAUUCUGACGCAGUAAAAUUUUUGAUUUCUAAAGGAGCACUUAAAUAA